AUGCCUCGAGAUCUCGAAUCAGAAAUAGACACACUGAACGGCAUGGCGCCAUUGACCAAGGAGCCUGAUACCGGCGCGCCUCCAGUCACGGGCUACGACAAUCUAGUCAAGGACGAAGACAACGACCCCGGAGAUAAGCUCGUGCGGGACAUGCAGCAGGAUGACAAGCGGAACGAGCUGCAUCCCUUCGUGCAGACGCUAACCCUGUCCAACCUCGACAGCUGUGUGCAACUGGAGAAUGCUACUUUCCCACCCAAUGAGGCUGCUUCAAAAGAAAAGGCAUGUCGAGUUUUUACCGUUUGA
Coniosporium apollinis CBS 100218 is the source of this 303-nucleotide messenger RNA. RefSeq lists its product as uncharacterized. The transcript has a single exon. The record is from RefSeq and is a predicted model, not a curated record. Lineage: Eukaryota; Fungi; Ascomycota; Dothideomycetes. Bases 1 to 303 code for a protein of 100 amino acids.